AUGUCUGCUGAUCCAAGACUCGCAAACGAAGAAGAAGAGGAAGAUUUCAGCGAAGUUAACUGCACAUUCGGCUUCUUCGACCCAGUACCAGCAGAUGCUAUGACAAUUAGCGCUUUCAUGCCAAGAUAUGUUCCAAUCAACAGACUUGAGGUCGCUAGAGCUAUUGCUUGCCAAAACCGUGUUGGUACCACAAUCAAGGAGCAACUUGAAAAUGGUAUGCCAGGUGAUAACUUCUUUGGUUUCAAUUCAGUCCUCAAUCUUGGUGUUUACAAAGACGUUUUACCAAGCUUCGAUGCAUUAAUUAAAUGGCUUGUUGGUCUUGGUAACCCAGUUUUAACACAAGUUCUUACUCAAAACUUGAAGACUACAGGCUGGAUCAUCAACGAGCGCGCUCGUGGUGUUCCAGAUGGCUUAGCACCACACCUUAUGCGUGGUCUCUUCAAGGAAAUCAUGUGGGCUACAGAAGAUCUUGAUACAGAAGAAGAUCGUGCUUCAUUCCGCUUUACACACUACAUUAUGAUUAAGAAAGUUCCAAUGACGGAAGAUGGUUUAGUCUUCCAGAACAUUGAAGACGAGUUCUUCCACAAAGAAGCUCCAGUCAAAGUCGAAUUCCAAACUGGGGGCGAAGACGGUGAUCUUGAUGGCGUUGAGUACCAUCACAUAGUCAUGUUAUUCGAUCCAGAUGUUGUAAAGAAAGUUCGCGCCCUUCUCAAUGAAACAUUCAUGAUCGAUGAGUCUAUUUACGAAAAUGAAGAUGCCAAAUAA
This is a messenger RNA of Trichomonas vaginalis G3, 765 nucleotides long. Its product is annotated as BRCA2 and CDKN1A interacting protein family. Gene Ontology annotation, cellular component: nucleus. The record is from RefSeq and is a predicted model, not a curated record. Lineage: Eukaryota; Parabasalia; Trichomonadida; Trichomonadidae. The coding region runs from base 1 to 765 and encodes 254 amino acids. The transcript has a single exon.